Messenger RNA from Pocillopora meandrina, 12840 nucleotides. The record is from the annotation of a GenBank genome assembly. NCBI's taxonomy places the organism in Eukaryota, Metazoa, Cnidaria, Anthozoa, Scleractinia, Pocilloporidae.
GUCCGUUUAUCUAUUUCAGCUCCGUAUCAAGUUCAAGUCACUACGGGUGUUCAGGAAGGAGGGGGGACUGAUGCCAACGUGUACUUAACUGUUUAUGGAACCAAAGGAGAAACUAUGGAAAAGAAGCUGAUAAACACUUUUGAAAACAACUUUGAAAAAGGAAAGUACGUAAAUCAAUUGUCAGUCGACUGAUUCCUUGGCUCAUAUGCCAUAUUAUGAGCGUUAUUCAAUUACUAGUCAGAUCUGCUCCCAGUUAGUCAGUCACUCAGACAGAAGUACAUACAUGACAGCCUAUAAAUCAAAAGUUCGGAAGUCAGUAUUUUAUCCACUUAGUAGACCAGUAAGUUAUUCCUACAUUCCAUCAUCCUGAGUCAGUGAUGCAGUCAGCAAAGUGCAUCAGUCUUUCGGUAGGUUAGUUAGUCAGUCAGCCGCGCAAUCAGUCACUAGUCUGUCAGUUCGUCGGGAAUAAUGAUAGGGAAGCACAUAGGGGUUAUUUUAUAUUUGCUGCAGUGCUCCACAGAUGGAAGCUUUGAGAUUAUAGCUAAUGAAACUUGCAUAUGAUUUAAUUUCUCCUGCCAGAGUUGACAACUUUCAACUGAAUUUAAUGGACGUGGGCGAGAUAAAAAAGAUAAAAAUAAGGCACGACAACUUUGGAUUUAUGCCAGAAUGGAACCUGGAUGGGGUACGUCAAAUGUUAAUUGAUAAGGGAACCUUUUGUAAAUAGAGAGAAACGAGCACCAAAAUAACCGGCAAUUUAGAAUUUUAUCAAAUUAACCCAGGCAUGUAAGAAAUAAAUCCAUAAUUUUAAAGACGUGAAUAAAGGGGUAAGUUUCUAAAGAAACUGUGGUGCUGCGGCAGUGGGAGAUUAUAACAGGGUAAUUUAGUAUUAUCAACUGAGUUGAUAACGUAAAUUGGCCACUGUAAAGAGUUUUGAAGCUGACGUUUCGAGCAUUAGCCCUUCGUCAGAGCGAAAUACGUCACUCCUAUUAAAACGUGAGAUUGAGUGAAAUGAACCCUCGGAAGUGUUGCUGUUUGAGAUGAGCUGCCGGGGAAUCGGAAAUCGCUAGGUGAAAGCCGUUGAGAAGACAACUAGGUACGGACCACUUGAGUGGAAGCCACAGGACAGCUGAUCAGUACGCCGGGUGAACCAGUGAAAUAUCAUCAUUGAUGUGCAGAGAAGCUAUUCCCGUGAAGUUAGCAGGGCACUGAAAUAUCUUGCAGGAGACUCUAGUAAAUCAGUAGCUCUCCAGAUGCAGAAGUCUAUCUUAACCAGUUCACUUCAUUUCGCUUGCUCGGUCAAGAUUCUAUGCUGAACAGUGGUUUCACAUCUUAGAUUCAUAAAUACAGACAAUAUCAGGAAACUUUUUAGUGCUCUAGUCACAAGGGGCUUUAUCCCAAUUUCAUAAGCAAGAAUUUUAUAUGGUGUACAAUAUCUUAACAAUUAAGGUUUUAUUUUAUUUUUAGAGUAUAAGUUUAAGUCUUCAUCAUAGGGUUGGCUAGCGCUCGCGCCGCCCAACAACCGUGCUUAUGAUCUUGGCAUCCAGAGGGUUUUUACUGCAAUAAUGAUUAUAAUAAUGGGAAUAAAACCCAGGCCACAGCGGAGGGAGGCAAGUAGUCUCACCACUGCACCAUUCCCUCACCUACCAUUUUUUCGUGCAAUUCCUAAUUGUCCUUAGUUUUGUUGCAAAAGGUCAAAAUUACUGCGCCUGGGGGACAGGUAUAUGUGUUCACAUGUGACUGUGAUUUGAAGCAAGGAGCCUUGUCGAAAGAACUAUUUCCUUCUGGACAGGGAUCAAAACAAGGCGGUAAAUAUACAAAUUAUUUUAUUUGUUCGCUUCAGCACCACUUCGGUGCUUUCUCCAUUUUCAUUUUGUUCUUUCAUCCCUAUUUGUAUCUAUUAUUCAUCGUACUCUUGUAUUUGGUUAUCGUUUUCGUCCUGUGCAGCUGUGGUUGGUGGUUUUGUUGGCGUUUUUAAGGACUCUUCCCACUGCUGGCCGUUUAAUGAUGCUCAAGCCGACUCAUCUCCUGAUUUAGUAGGAAACUUCCCAGCUCAGCUUAAGGUACAAUGAUGGAUUAACAGCUUACUUGAAGGGUGGGAUUUGAUGUACAGUAUUGUGCCAAUUUCACCUUAUCGUGUAAACGAAACCAUAGUAAUUGCAAAAGUCAAUCAGAGCGAAAGAUUUUAUCCUAAGGAGCCAAUGACUACAAAAAGUAACAAUAAACCUGCUUAACGCCUGGGAAAACGUGAGUCACCGAGUCAUGAUUUGCAUUUGAAUGGUUGUGAGAUUGGCUAAGUCAAGUAUUUGUAGACUAAUCGAAAAAGUGCAGUAAAGUUAAACCAUUGUGGUCUUGAAUGAAGACGACUUCAAAAACGAAUAUUGUUGUGUAGGAAAGGCAUGCAUUAAUUUAUGGUGGUAAUUUAUGGAUCAUUUAUUAUGUUUUGAAGAUCCAACCCAGUGUUCACUUUAGAUGGUUAUAAGCUUGAAGUUGUGUUCACGAUAUUAAUUUCUCUACCGCCACAAUGUAUACAUUAAAAUAUUUCAAAACCCAUCAAAAGUUAGUCAUCAUGUGCUGUUCGUUAUUUCAGUGGUAUUCUCUCCUUUCAUAGGACGGGGCUAGAAUAGUAGAUUCCGCGGCAAGAGGAAAAGUUGCCUCCACACUUGAACAAAACAGUUGGAUUGAUCUGGGAAACUUUAAGGGUGAGGUCAUCACCUGCAUGUAAUAAUGCUGAGCAACACAUGCUAAAUGCUGUCAUAAAGUUGAUUCCACUCUUUGGCAAUAUGCUUUAAAUGUGAUUCCUUUAUACCAUGAAAAACAAGAAAUCUGACCAUUUUACCACCUUUUCCAAAACUAUGAUGGUUUUUGUGGGUUUCGCUCUUUGCUUGUCUUACAAACUAUCAGUUUGGGGAUGGCUGAUUACUGAGAUAGUGAGGAAAACUUUUUAGAAAUCGAUUGAUUGAAUUCAAGAUAGUUACAUGUGCACAAUUUCAGUCGAAAGUUUUAGAUAUAUUAGGGUGUAAAUUGGUCAUCAGUUGUUUACGUCACUCAGGGAUUCCCCUUUGAAUAUCUGAGAUUUUGAAGUGUUUGAUUCCUUUUAUGGAGACAUUGAAUAAUACAGACCAACUGGCCGAUGAUACUUUACUUCAGAACAAAGCUUAUACUUCUAUAUUUGAAAUUUGUUCUCAAAGGAAGAUGCAUUAGUGACCCAUCUUUAUGUGCUAAUGGAGUUACCAUGAUUUUCUGGGCAAGAAUCGAACAAGCAGCCCUCCUAACCGAUCAGCAGCUUCCGAAAUACGUAUUAUCCAGUGGAGGGUCAGAUCACAGAUCCCGAGGAUUCUCUUUUUUCCAUCAGAACUAUCAGUUUGUACUGAGAGUGUCGGCGGCUGAGAAAGAAUGGAGAAUUGAGAUACCACAAGGACAAUUACCGCUAAAUUCUUGGUUUUCAUUCGCAUUUACCUGGAAAAAUGGUACUUUCUUAAAAUCAAAACCAUUUUAAUAUUUAGAUUUAAUUAUUUCUCCGACUAAUUAAAUAAAUGUUGUACUAAAUGGAUCUAGUUCCGAAGUCCUCUAUUUUUUCUUUUUUCCUUAAUGAAUUAUAGAGAUUUCUUUUUAUGUGGUUCUAAGAUGGUGUUGCAUGGAUCGUUUAAAUUUCUGACCUUAAGAAUGCAAUAAAAUUGACCACGAAAUAGGUUAUUAUCAUCGAUAUAAACAGCAAAUUAGAAUACAGGCUGGAUUCGAGCCAAAUUGAAACCAUUGAAUUUCUGAAACGAAUACAAACACUUCAUGUUGGUUGUUAGCAUACUGAGUGCAUUCUAUAAAUUCCUACCGUAAAUUUUUUUCUUGUUUUCUUGUAGAGGAGGGACUAAAGUAUUACAUCAACGGAACAGAGGCUGGUAUUAAACAGAUGAGCGAAAGCUUGGGUCAGAUAAGAGGAAACGAAUUCAACGACUUAAGGAUAAGCAAACCCAACCAUAACAAUCUAGUGCAGGAGAUGUUACCAAUGAAGUUUGACCAGUUUGCUACUUGGAACAGAAUUUUGCAACCAGAUGAGGUUAACCAGGCUUUUAACCAGGGUAUGAAGGGCACACCCGACAUUUCAUCAAAGUUUUUAAAUUGUUUUUCGACCAUAAAGUGAUACUUUCCCAUAUGAUCCUACUUUAGAGAUUCCUCAUGUUACCCUUGUAAUAGCUUCCACGAGUUCAGUAUUAAUUGAGUAGAUCGGUUGAUUAGUUUGGGUGUUAAAACAAAUUCUUGCUUUCUUAAGAGGAACUGGGAUAUUGAUUUGACUCAGCUGGUGUCACUAGCGCAUUCCAUCUGUGUUACAUACCUCACUGGAUGCAACUUAAUUGAGUUCGUUUAGCCAGACCUAAAGCAUUCACAACGUCCAAUCAGAACAAAUUGCUGGAAGGGAGGGAAAUGGCGCUGAGUGGUGACCGAAUCAAUUUUUCGUUUUCUGUUUGUUUUUAUUAAUUGAGAGUGCGCCAAAAGCUGUGUUACACCGAUGAAAACGCAGUGCAAUCUAAGAUACUUUACACACUGUAUGGGUAAAAAGGAACUACCCUAAACUUCUAAAAAGCCCAGGGAGAAAAUAGCAGGGGUCAACACGUCAAACUUAUUAGCAACACCCUACUUUUAUUUGAUUGGCAGGUGGUGGGCUUCCUGACAAAGAAGGAAAACCCAACCCUCAAGGUUAGUACAUUCGUUUAAUUGUAAUGAACGUACUUGUUGAUCGUGUUCUGUUAUCGUCUGAAGAGAGUAAUCCUGAAUGAAAAAUACUGUUUUUAAAGAAAGUAUGUUGUUUGUAUCACGUGACAUUUAGCUUGUGAGCCGAACCCCUGCCUGAAUGGAGGAACGUGUAAGACUGAUGCUGACUCUCCUGAAGGCUACCGCUGUAUUUGUACUCCGCAAUACGCAGGAGUGAAAUGCGAAAGUAAGAAUUAUAAUUAAUACCGAUUUAAAUGUUAAUUUCUUCACCGAACUGUACGAGUUGAUCUUCUGUCAAUUAGACUUAUGCCGAUAGCUUAAUUACUUUUUGUCGAUCACUCUAAAAAGUUUUUGUUAUUCUUUAUUGAAACAGUCAAGGAAGAUCAACAGCCACAGACUACUCAGGGUAAGAACUCAAAAAUAAUUAUUUUAAUUAUGAUAAUUUUAAUAUAAUUAUGGUACAAUUCAAAGAAAUGUUAUAACCAUUACAUUUAAUUUGAUAUGUAAGCGUUUGAAAGUAGAGGGGAAUCUCUAACGAUAGAGUCUCGUAGAAUUUUAUUUACAAAGCCUAACGGCUUUCCUAUCAUCAAUGUUCCCCUGAAGCCCUAUUGACAUUAUCGACAUUGCUGGCAACCACGUCACUCUUGGACCUAAUGUUUUUCACUGUAUUUCAGUCCUUUUAUUUUGUUGUUUACCCUUGAAUGCAUUAAGUACAAAGCUUUGGGCUUGAAAAUUGACCAAGUUCACCUUCAUUAAAGUAAAAGUUAAUUAACAAUCAACCGUAGCAGGUACCACUAUUGCAUCUAGCACUGGUGCUACUGCUAGCGGGGCAUCCACCACUGCAAGCCCCACCAGCAGUACUUUUACCACCGGAGCAUCUAAAGGAACCACACGCAAAACAGGCAGCACCGCCAAAUCUACAAGUGGUUCUUCUACACCACUUACAGGCACCGGUUCAAAAGGCACCACUGCAAAACCUACAGGCAGCACUGCAGGAGCAACAGGGGGAACCACACGCAAAGCAGGUACCACUGCGAAAUCUACAAGUGGUGCCUCUGCUAGUAGAGCUUCUAGCACUGGAUCAUCUGGAGGAACCACUCGCAAAGCAGGCACCACUGCAAAACCUACAAGCGGUGCCUCUACUAGUAGUGCUUCUACCCCUGGAUCAUCUGGAGGAACCACUCGCAAAGCAGGCACCUCUGCAAAACCUACAAGUGGUACUUCUAUCACAGGAACAACUGCUACUGCAACACCCACCAUUUCAUCCGCUGCCUCAACAGGUGCCACAGGCUCAUCUGCUGGAUCUACAACAGGUAAAUCCACUUCCACCACAGAUAAACCAAUUAUGGAUAUCCGUCGUUCAACGUCCCUCACAACAAACAAAGGAAAUCUCACUGACAGCAGCGACGACUUCGAACGUUUCCAGAAAAACGCACGGACUUGACUUCAAUCUUACAACAAGAACCUGACUCAAGACAAGAUGCUAUAUUCAGAAUAAGACAAACAUAUAGUUUACAUGAUUGAAAUUGACAGUUUUAACCCCUUAACUUCCGUGAGUGACCAAGACGGAAUUUCUUCUGACAUGCAAUAUUAAUAGACGAGUGGUAAAAAUAAAGAAAAAUGUCAAUUAGGGGAUUAUUGAUUGAUCCAAAACCAAAUUCUCCUGAAUAAGCUUAAGAAUUAUAUGGCAGAAAGUAAGGAGAAUUACUAAUGAGAUCUGAGUGAAAGGGUCAAUCAAUUAUGAGAUAAGAUGGAAACACAAGAGUCGAGGCUAAAAUCUCUCUUCGACGCCAACAGUUUAUGUUAGUAUGACAAAAUGUCAACUACACUAAUGGAAACAUUAUAUUACAGACUGCCAUAGGCUCUUUUUCAGGUGCUGUUUUAUGAUUCGCUUGCAUUGAAAGCAAAGAAACAUUAAGGUGUUAUUUUGUUUUUUUGCUGUAACAUUUCAGUUACUUAAAUUAGCCAUAUCGAAUUCAUAAUCAAAUAAAAAAAUGAAUUAAUAAUUAGAUGAAUUCACAAAGAUUAACGUAUGAAUAAAGAAAUAUGUAAAUAAAUUAUUUAUUAAAACCCGGUUAUUUUACGGAGUUAGAGAACUUAAAAGAAACUUUGCAAGGAAACGAAUGUUGUAAUGCUUGGAUGAUGGCACAUCUUAUUAGAACUUACAAUAUAACUUCUGAUGCUUUUUUUUUCUUACUAUGCAACAGCACCUCCAACAACAGCUCCUCCAACAACAGCUCCUCCGUCAACAGCUACUCCGACUGGAACACAAAGUCCACCACCAGAUAUAGGUGAAUAGUUUGGUUUUAUCCUUAUUUUACCAAUAUACAGAGGUCAUUAACUUAUUAUGAUAUUAAAGCCAUUUUUUUGCUCAUGGGUGGCCCCCGCAGGCACUGACACAGUUGCUUUUGAGCCAAAGUUCAAGGAUAAGUUUUGUAAUCGUUGCGGAUAAUUCUAAAAUAAUUAUUGUUGGUAUGUUGUUAUGUUCUCUGAAUCCUGGACCUUUUUUUCUAACGCUGCACAUGCAGAUAACUGUUUUUUGGUUUUGUUAGACUGAAAUAUCAAAGAAAAAACAUUAGAUGAGGAUUGUUUCCCCUCCAGCUGAGCUUUCAACAAACUGGAUGCCUUCCUUGUAAUCUAGAGGCAGUUCUGCUCUUUAUGAGGAAUUAGAGUUCGUAAAAAACAGCUCUCUGAACUUAACCUUAUUUAUUCUUUUAUCUGUAAUAGUGCAAUUUUUACUUUUUGGUAAAUCAGUAACAAGUCAGUGACAGAUGUAUGUGGUCUCACAAGCGAAAUGACAGGAAUUUGGAUUUAUUUCAGAGCAACUCAAGAAGGAUGUAGAGAAGCUUGUCAACGUCUUCCGAAAUCUCCACCAAGCCUCUGAUGUGUCGGAUAGUCAGGAACUGAACCAAUUAGCCAGCGAAUGGGCAGAAAAUCUUGCAGCUUCUGGCGAAGAAAAGAUUGAUCCUGACUCAGAAUUUGGGCAACUGGUAUGCAGCCAUCAGGCGGAAGCUGAUAUUGCCAAGGCAUGCGCAGUCAAGUGGUAUAGUGCCAUCAGGUUCUUUGACUGGGCUGAUCCUAAGCUCACUGUAAAGACGUCUCCGUUCACACAGCUGGUAUGGCAAAGUACCACAAGCAUCGGAGUUGGUAUCGCUAAAGCUAAGGGAAAUGCCAAGAGAGAGAAUGUCCCAGGGAAAUAUUAUAUUGCAGUGUUUUUAAGUCCUGCACAGAGUGAUGACAAGGUUAAAGAAAACGUACUUCCUGCGGCUGGUAGGUGAUUUAUGUGCUCUUAAGUUGUGCUUAAUGAAGAUUCGAAUUUCAUUAUCCAGUAUAUUGUACACCAGGAGAGACCUAUUUACUCAACAUAUGUAUGUGAUAGCAAUCUGCAAUCUUCUGAUCCCUCACUUGUUUGCGUUUUUCUCCAGGAAUCUCUACACCCUCACCAGAUGGUAAGUAUACGUGAAGGUAAAUGGAAAAAAUAGUUUCAGAAAAUAACCAGUCUGUCAAACUUACUUGAUACGUAAAUGCUACGUAGGUGUACACACAAACCUAAUCUUUCCACCGCCAAACGUACCUCCACAAUGGCCCACGUACCUGCAUUGUUACGGUAUAAUUCAACCGACAGAAAGAACACCAUACUCCUACAAGUUCCACAACUUUAUUAAACAACGUGAAAUAUUCUUACUAAGGAGCGAUUCCUGUAGGCAAUACAGUAAUUAUCCUUGAUAAAAUAACUUAAGCCCACUACAAACUAUAAAUUAGCUCACCACUGCCACAAUCUGAUAGUUGUGUCCAAAUCUCCUUGAAAUGAAUAAUCUUCCACAAUAGCUCUCUCUCGGUAUCGCUCUCCGGACAAUCAGUCACACCAGACAACAACGACUAGUACCACACAACUGAGUCCUUCUGUACACUUACACAAAGCAUUCUAGAAUCUGGAAGCUUAAAACACAACUAUUUUGGAAGUAUUAAAUCAUGACUACAUAACCCAAUAGAAUAUUCUGGAAAGUUCUAUGGUAUGCCAGACAAUAGAAAGCUCUUUUAUGUAUGUCAGCAUAACUAGGCAUUCUAGAAAUUUCUAGAAACUUAUUUUCACAGUCAAUAUCCAUAAAAGCAUUCCUACCUAUUCGACUACUUACCAUCCUACCUAACCUUUUAACUACCUACAUAUCAACCUAUUUCCCCACUAAUCAGAUUCCCUGCCUUCUUGCUUACCAAGUUACCUUCGUACCUAUUUACCUACCUAUUUAUCAAAUUUCUUUCUUCUUCUAGCUAGUGAUAAAUUAAUUUACCUGCCAUUUGUUAGUUUGCUUGUUUUGUUUGGUUAGCCAUUUAUUUUAUGUCCUAAUCUAUUCGUCUUUCUCAUUCUUCGUUUAUCAAGCUGCCUGUCCUGAAGGCUACUUUAAAAUACCGAUGGGUGUUACUCGAUCAUGUUUCACCGUCCGUAACACACCAGUGACCUGGGAUGACGCUCUGCUUGGUUGUGCUCUUGAUAACGGUACCCUGGCUUCGCUUGAGAGUAGAGAGGAAGCUGACCUGGUUGUUAGUUUAAUUGCAAGUAAGCUAACAUCCUACUUUGUUCGAAACUCAAAUGUAAUAAAUUCGAGAUAGCCAUUCACUAAAUUAAACACCCUUUUGAAAAAGAGCCCCUCCCAUCGGCCAAAAUCUAAGAUAAACAACCUCCCUGACUCGAGUCAAGUGUCUCCUCCCUCCUCACAGUUUUAUGGACGAAAAUUAGAACACAGUAAAGGAUAGGUAAUGCGAACGAUUAAGAGCUUUGAGUUCCCCUUCCACGAUGAAAAGUGGCACUUACGAUGCUACAGGUUUUGAAGUGGAGGUGCAAUACGUUACAUCGAGGCAGUGGUAAUAGGUAAAAGUUCCACGAACGAAAUUACUUGCUUUUAAGCUAUUACCCAACCAUUUGUAGUUCAAUGCCCUCGAGGUAGUGCCACUACCAUUUAUUAGUGAUUACUGGUCCACACAUAGUGCUGGUUGAUGAAUGAAAGCUUAACAAACGUCCUCUGUUUUCUUGCACGAUUUUAUAAAGAAGCCAACCUUACAGAAGCUUGGAUUGGACUCCAUGAUCGCUCAACCGAGGGCCGUUACGUUUGGGUCUCAGGAUCGCAAAUUCCAUUCUCCGAGUGGCUGCCCGGUGAACCUGAUGGAAAUGAAGGACAGAGCUGUAUCGUGCAAGCCAAAGGGGAAUACGGACCUGGAUGGGCUGACAGACAAUGUUCCGAUAGAAAGGCUUUUGUCUGCGAGGUUCCCGCUCCUGGUAAGAAACAAUGAUAAUACAAAGCUUAAAUCAUAUCUUUCAGUCAUUCUCUUAUCAACGAGUUACAUUGGGUGUAAAGCUUUACUUGACGUGAAUGGCAAUGACACUCGGUUCUUUAUGGCCAAAGGACACCGUUGAUCGUGGAAUUAUUAUGUGAUGACUAUGGGACCUGUAAAGUCUGUCGAGACGCCGGUUAUAGGAUCACAACUCACGAUAGCCUUAAAACAAUAUUCACGUUACUUAAAUACAUUUAACAGCAUAAGUACUCAUAUUCAAUAUACAUUCAUGCAAAUCAUGCUGAUCAGUUACCACAACAAAAUCCUGCUCAAAGACACAACAUAACAGGAAUUACCAAAGAAUGGGCGACCAUGCUUACGUUUGCACAUGUAUUAGCAUACAAAAUAUACUUAUCAUGAUGUCAGGAUGAAAUCAACGACAGGUUCUUGUUUAAAGUAAGCCUGAUUGAUUGGUCGGCUAUUCUCUUUUGUGUUAUUGUUAACUUCUCAAUGCAGGUCAUACCUUUUACAAGUUAACGUUUAACCUGACGGAACCACAAACACAGUCGUCCCAGUACACCUCCUAUUCUCAGUACUCCCCGUCCUUUUAUCCUGGGUCAUAUUACCCAACCGUGUGUGCGCCUGUCAUUCAGAAUGUGAAUGACAUUCUCAGGGAUACGGUAAGCUACUGUAUGCAAAAUACUUUGUGAAAAAAGGUAGAAUGAGGCGGUUAUGACGUGGUAUUGAAGUUUUAAGGAAAAGGGUCAGCUAAGGAUUAUGAUAUACAAUGGAAUUGAAAAAAAAAAAAAUGAAAGACUAAGUUGUAUGCUUUUAGAAAAAAUUUUUAGAGAAUAGAAGAUCGUGACCAGUCUGUAAUUGUUAUGGUAAUAUAAUUCUUAACCUGAGAAAAAUCACGUUCUCCAACUCUUGAGGCCAUAAAGCCCCACCAUCGCAUUGGCUACAAUUCAUUCAUUAUUAAUUGCUCCAUGUCAAGUUUUCGUUCAGGUAUGCACAAUGAUUUUUCCUUCAUAAACCCGAAGUGAUUGUAUUUGCACAUAUAGUGAUCAGUUGCAAAGCAGACUUGAGAACUUAAGCAAAAUAAGUAACGUAUGCGCAAUGGUACUCUGCUCUCUUAAACCAUUUGACCCCAAAGAGUCUAAUUUCUCCAUACAAUAUCACCUGAAUCAAACAUUAAGUUCACAAGCCGAAUAAAGGAAAUGAUCACCGACUUAAUUUCUCGAUUGUUCCACAAAUUUUCCUUGUCAGCACCUUAAGAAAUCCAAAGAGAACAGUAUGGAGAAUAUGCAUGCUGAUGUUAUGGUGUACAAGGGCUAAUCAUCGAUAAUAUAUCAAAUGAUAUAUGGUCCUUCUCUUACUGAAGGAAAUUUUGAAGGCAAAUAAUUAGAAUUCAGGCGAAAAAAUUUGGCUUUUAUUUUGGAGGACUCUUUCCUCAAUUCCAGUGUGAAAAUAGUUAAGAAAGUUGAGAUAUCGUACUCAGUACCGGCCGAACAAUCUAAGGAACCGAUGAUUGAAGAAUUGUACUCUUUUUCCCUCCCUCGCUCGUGGCAAAUGUCAAACACAUUCUUACUUGUCUUACUACUUAGAAGUUUAAGCCCAAGUCUCAAAAUGGGAAUACGAAAGCUGAAACUAUUUUUGUUUUAACAUUUGUUGAUUUUUUAACUCUUUGACAGAUCGCUCGUUACUUCCAAGCAAAGAACCUUUCAGUUCAGCCAAUUGUGAACACAAUCAGGUAAAUGAAUCAUUUACGUACUGAAUAAUUGAAUUAUUGUUAUUUUGAUUUAAGAGUUGUCUAUUUUCUCCCUUUUUCUUUAGGUGCUUGCCAGACGGCAAAUCAAUUGUUGAGGUUAUCUUGAGGUUAGGUCCGGAGGCCAGUCCUGAUUCGAUUGAUUCACUUAAGACCAGUAUUAAUGAGAAUGAUGGAGAACUGGAACUAGAAAAUGGAGUAUCUGCUAAACUUAUCAAUGUGACAAUUCUCCUGCCAGGCAAGUGAGACCAUCAACCAUCAAUGGGAAACAAACGUUUAUCUUAAUUGGAAUGUGGUGGUAUUGACUAAAUGAAUUAUGACGUAGAACGAAGUAAUUGUGAGCAUUCCAAAAUUGCAGGAUACUGAUGGUGGACUGGUAAAAUGGAGCACAGUGCUCAGUUGUCUUCUUCAAGUUAACCCAACUAUAUCUAAACCAGCCUUUAACUUCAUAUUUGUAUUUUGUUUUCACUCAGUUUAGGAGUAUUAUCAUUACAUUACACCCUAGAAACAUCCAGAGCGUUUAAGGUUUAGAGCCACUUCAUGACAAUAAUUAAUUAGGCAGAUGAGAAGAGGUUUGAUAUCCGCUGCCGGCCUUUUGCCGUAAAUUAUAUGCUCGUUUUCAUUACAAUAGCAAGAGAAAUCCACGGUAGGCUGCAACUCCUUAAUUCUCACGGUUUGCUGAGUGAGCAAGGGUCUCUUGAUCAAAUGUGACCUCUAAUAAGACCUCGUAAAAUGUUAUUGUUCAUUUGUGCCACAGGCGCUGACCUCGUAAAAUUUUUUUGUUCAUUUUUACCACAGGCGCGUCACUUUGCCCAAACCAAUGUGUGAGCAGCACCUGUCAGCCAGGUUGUGACCCGACUUGCUGCGCCCAGGCUCCAGCUCCAGUAGCAGCAGUAGGAGUAGCAGCAGGAGCAGCAGCAGCGGGAGCAGCAGCCGUUCAGUAUCCAUCACCAGCUUCUUACCAACCUGAACCAAUCUACCCCCAAAGAAACCCAUAUCAGUGCCCCAUUGCUUGCACCAAUAAUGUUAACUUCUGCCCAUCUUACUGCGCGCCAUAUUGUUGUAACAAAAGACGAUCGCGAGUAAGAAUACAUAAGUUUUAA